CGGGGGCGGGGCAGGGGCUUCCAGUCGGCGCGCGGCGCGGCGCCGCAUCGGGGGUGGGGCGCUGCGCGCGGGAAGUGACUUUCGGGCUGCCGGCCUGCCUCCCGGGCCGCGGGUCAUGGCUCUCUCAGUGCCGGGCUAUUCGCCCAGCUUCAAGAGACCUCCCGAGACACUGCGGCUCCGGCGGAAAAGGGCCCGGAGCCGCGGAGCCGCCGCCUCCCCGGCGCCCGAGCUGCCGGAGCCCGCGCCGCGCCGUGCCGCCCUGGCUGCCGGACUGCCCCUCCGCCCCUUCCCCGCCGCGGCGGGCAGAGGCGGCGGCCCCGCGGCUCGGAGGAACCCUUUCGCCCGCCUGGACAACCGGCCUCGGCCCGUCACCCAGGGCCCCGAUGGGCCGCCCCACGGCCAGCACGAGGCGCCGGGCUCGGUUUUAGAUUCCAAUCAAGAAAAUGAUUCGCUAUGGGAAGAGACGUCACCGGAAAGAACAAUUGUCCCUGAAUUCUUCCAGAGUCAGCUCAUAUCAUUCUCUGAAUUGGAUACUCCAUCUUCAGAAGGUACUGAGUUACCUGUGGACUGGAGUAUUAAAACUCGACUCCUUUUCACCUCUUCUCAACCCUUUACCUGGGCGGAUCACUUGAAAGCACAGGAAGAGGCUCAAGGUGUUGUUCAGCAUUGUAGGGCAGUAGCAGUUACUUUGCCUCAAAGUAUAAAGGAUCCCAAACUCUCUACUGAGCUACGUUGUGCACUCCAGCAGAGCCUUGUCUAUUGGCUCCACCCUGCCUUGUCUUGGCUGCCUCUGUUCCCUCGUAUUGGGGCUGACAGAAAAAUGGCUGGAAAGACCAGCCCCUGGUCAAAUGAUGAAAACCUGCAACAUCUUUUGAUGAGUGACUGGUCUGUGAGCUUUACCUCUCUGUAUAAUCUACUGAAGACAAAACUUUGUCCCUACUUCUAUGUUUGUACCUAUCAGUUUACUAUCCUGUUCAGGGCAGCAGGAUUAGCAGGAAGUGAUGUGAUCACAGCUCUCAUAUCUCCUACAACUAGAGGUUUAAGAGAAGCUAUGAAAAAUGAAGGCAUUGAAUUUUCUCUGCCUUUAAUAGAAGAAAAUGGGCACAAAAAGAAAGAAUAUGGAACAAGCUUGGGACCUGGGGAGGAACAAGCAGUGAGUGAUGAGGAUGAAGAAGAAAGUUUUUCUUGGCUGGAAGAGAUGGGUGUGCAAGACAAAAUUAAAAAGCCGGAUAUACUGUCUAUCAAAUUACGUAAAGAGAAACAUGAAGUACAAAUGGAUCACAAACCUGAGUCUGUUGUAUUGGUGAAAGGAAUCAACACCUUCACAUUGCUCAAUUUUUUGAUUAACUGCAAGAGUUUAGUUGCUACCUCAGGCGCACAGGCAGGACUUCCACCAACCCUUUUAUCCCCAAUAGCCUUCCGAGGUGCCACAAUGCAAAUGCUUAAGGCACGAAGUGUCAAUGUAAAGACACAAGCCCUUUCUGGAUACAAAGAUCAGUUUAGUUUGGAGAUUACAGGUCCAGUCAUGCCUCAUGCGCUGCAUUCUGUGGCCAUGCUACUCGAGUCUUCACAGAGUGGGUCAUUCUCUGCGGGACUGUAUCCACACGAGCCAACUGCGGUGUUCAAUGUUCGCCUGCCACUGGCCAAAGUACUGGACAAAGAAGUUGUUCAUAAAGAUCUUGCUAACUGCGGGUUACACCCUAAGACUUUGGAACAGCUUAGUCAAAUACCAUUACUGGGGAAGUCAUCUUUACGGAAGGUGGAAAUGAGUGACUACAUUUGUAAUUGGAGAGCCUGAACACCAAAGUAAGCCUAAAAGGAAUCUUUGAGGAAAAAAAAACCCUCCUAGCAAGGAAAUUCAAGAUACUUGUAUGCCUUUGUCUUUAAAGUUCAUUUUGGAAGUUUAAAGAAAUAUACUUUUAAAACACUUAAGUGUUUAUAAACAUUAACUUUUUUCAUUUAACUUUUUAUUACAUGCGCUGAGUGAUAGUAUUGAGGUUUUAUAUUAAUUUUCAUGUUACUAUUUUCAUGCUAGAUUUUCAGAUAUGAAGAUGAUGCAAAUUUUUUCAACCUUAAAUAACUUGAAUGAAUUCUCUCUACAACUUAAUUGUAAACUGAGUGGAAAACCGAAUUAAAGUUAGUGUUUUUUACAAAUGAAAAUUGAGACUAAGACUGCAGCAGUUAUUCCUAUCCGUAGCAUUAUGACUAAGGGGAUCAAGGCAAAAAUAUUACUCCAACAAUUUACCUAAGACUACUUAAGCAGGUUAUUGUUUUAUAAAAGUAUAAAAUAAAUAAAAAAUAAAUGUAGAUAUUAUCUAUAGAACAGACUGCUGAUGCUUCUACCACAGUAUCUUUAGUGCUGAUUGCUAAUUCCUCUGUCCUCAAAUGCACUUAGAUAAAAGGGUAUUUUGUAUUCCACAGCGAGCAGUGUUAAGAGAUGGAUGCUCAGCUGUCAUGGCAAACUACUGUUUAAUCUGCUUGUAGAUGUGUGACAG
Castor canadensis (American beaver) is the source of this 2495-nucleotide messenger RNA. It is a transcript of the gene Donson, whose product is annotated as DNA replication fork stabilization factor DONSON. The record is from RefSeq and is a predicted model, not a curated record. Gene Ontology annotation, biological process: nuclear DNA replication. NCBI's taxonomy places the organism in Eukaryota, Metazoa, Chordata, Mammalia, Rodentia, Castoridae. Gene Ontology annotation, cellular component: nucleus.